This is a messenger RNA of Penaeus indicus, 4940 nucleotides long. It is a transcript of the gene Miga, whose product is annotated as mitoguardin-like. The transcript is spliced from 11 exons. NCBI's taxonomy places the organism in Eukaryota, Metazoa, Arthropoda, Malacostraca, Decapoda, Penaeidae. The coding region runs from base 139 to 1707 and encodes 522 amino acids. The record is from RefSeq and is a predicted model, not a curated record. Gene Ontology annotation, biological process: mitochondrial fusion.
CUGCACACCGGUGUUUGUUUUGGUUUGAUAGUUUCUUGUGCGAGUGAGAGGAAGGGGUAGUGUUAAGGUCCUUGCUGUGUUAACGACUGACUAUUUCGUUGUCUCGCCUGCCUUUGAGCGUGACAUUCCAAGUAAAUCAUGGAGGAUCUCCAGCUUGUACCUACUGUGCAGCGUCCGUUGAUUCGAUUGCCAACUCUGUCUAGCGUUUCUCUCCCUUCAUCUGUGACAGAAUAUUUCAGUAAUUUGUCGAAGCCUCAGAAGAUCAUAAUUGUCAGCGUUGGCACUGGCCUGACACUUGUUGCACUGGUUGCCCGCUACUUGCGCCGGCGUCGGAGGAUCCCUCGGAAGUCUGCACUGUCAAGGCAUGAUGAUUCAAGUCGUGCUCAUCGAAAAGUGAAACCCAUCACAAUACGGAGUCCUUCUGGGGAGAUUCACAGCAUAGGAGGUAAUAUAUCUCCAGGAUUCCACCGUUCUGUGCACAGACAGAGCUCUAUAUCUGCUAGCAGUGACAGGAUCAGUGUAGCAUCUGUGUUAACUACACAAGCAGGAGAUGGCAACACACUGACACCUCAACAAUAUGGAGUUAUGGGCAUGGAGGCCCUGGAGACGGCGCUAGGAUACUGGGAGGACGCCCUGGCAGCCUACACGGCGGGGGUGACGGGGGGAGUCGCCCUUACCUCCCAGGACGAGGCGGAGUUCACGGCGCUCCUCCAGAGGGUGAUCGACGACGCCUACAGCCUACAGGACCAGUGUGAACACCUCUUCCUCCACCAGCAUUCUGUGUUAUUCCGGUCCUCCAGCGUCACUCCGGUGCCUUCAGACGUCGCGGCGGAGGCUAGCGAGCGACGCACACUCACCUCGGCGUCCUCCUACGAGUCCUUCGUGUCCGCCUCAGGGGAUAUUGCCGACUUGAGGGACUUGGAGGAGUUCGAUGAGGCACAGUACCCGCUGUACAUGGCAGCUCUCAAACAGCAUGAAGACGGAGGUAUUCCUUACAGGGACGUUCGAACCGAUCGAGUAAAGUGCGGCAGCGACGUGGAGUAUAUCUGCAAGGUCCAUUGCAUUCGCCUCGCAUGCCAACUGCUUUUCGGCCAGGAGGAGACCAGGCAAUUCUUCAUCGACUCCGGCAGACAGAUUAUCGCUGGUCUUCUUGUUCGAACAGAUAAAGACCCCAAGGACGUGCUGCUGGCCUAUGACGAAAUGCUAGAAUUCCUCUCGGACUGCGACUGGGGGGCCGUGGAGGGCGAGCUGCAGGGCCGAGGGGUCAAGGCUUUGACCUUUUACGAUAUUGUGUUGGACUUUAUUCUCAUGGACGCCUUUGAUGAUCUUGAAAGCCCGCCGUCGUCCGUGACGGCGGUGGUGCAGAACAGAUGGCUGUCUAAUGGCUUUAAAGAAUCGGCGCUGUCGACCGCGGUGUGGAGCGUCCUUCGAGCCAAAAGGCGGAUGUUGAAAUACCAAGAUGGCUUCAUUGCGCACUUCUAUGACGUGUCGGAACACUUAUCUCCCGUCCUCGCCUGGGGAUUCUUGGGACCAGAUGAAAAUGUUAAAGAAUUAUGCACAUUCUUUAAGGACCAAAUCAUGGGGCUGCUGCAAGAGAUCUUCAGCUUCACCAGCGUCAGGUACACGACCGUGGAGGAGCUCGCCACGGACGUCAUGGCGGUGACCAAGGAGAGGUUUGAAAUCAUUUCUAAAAGGCUCGCGUUGUAAAGGAAGAGCAACAGUGUCAGACAUUCCUAUUUGUUGUAUUUAUAUUAUAUAUCUUUGAAUACAUAGACAAAGGGAAGAGUCGAGUCCCUAUGUAGCAAACGUUGUAUUAUCCUCUAUCCUGCGGUUGCUUUUGUGAACCACCGGUUAUGUUAUGGUUGCUGUAAUUCCUGUUACCAUUUUUAAGGGUUGAAGAUAACAAACAUGCACAAACACGUUGUCCAACUUGUCAUACCAUAAACAGGUUCAAGAAACAGAAGGUUAUAAUGGUUGUUGCUCUACAGCAAUGUAUUUGAGGGAUCCUAGGGAAUGAAGUCACAGUACUGUUUUUUUAUGGUUUUAUUCAUGCAGCUGCACAUUAAUUUGGUAUCAUGUAUCAUACUUUUAUCUUUAUGUGUUGUUUUACAAAAACGAGUUUUUAUAUAAAAAUUUAAACCUGUAGUAAAACAAAAAUUAUAAUAAUUUUGUCAUGAUGCCCAAAAAUUAUGAGCUGGAAAAGAAUAUAGAGCAGAAUGUCUUUAGUACAAAUUUCGCUCCUGGGCCAGUCAGCAUUAUUGAGGAGUAUUAGGCAAUAUUUUGUGUAGCAUGAGCAGCCUUUAUGCAGUUCUGUAUAACUAAAUCGUAUUCCAUAUGGAGUGAAAGAUGUCGGAAGUUCAGAUUUUUGCAUGUCAAAAUCAUUGCCUGAUUAAUGACUGGAUUUUGAUGUGUAAUUGAUUUCAGAUAACACAUGGUCCAUACAUUUCCUGAAGAAUGAAAAGAGUCUGAGAUAUGUGCUACUUGGGGGAAAAUGUUUUUGCAAUAAUUAAUGCACAAUAUUGGUAUUAGUAUUAUUUUUAUGGAUAUGCAGAUCUUAAUGGUGAAUGGUUGUCAGUAAGGGUAAGAUGUCCUUAAUAUUAAGAUCAUAUCAUGAUAUGAGGAUAUAUAUACACUUGCAUAUUUUUAUCAGACGUACAUACUAUAUACUUUCCAUGAUACUCUAGAUUUACAGGUAAUUCAUUAAUGUACAUAUCAAGAGACAAAGAAAACUAAUCAUCUUUUUAUCAUAAAUGUCAAGGAAGUGGUUGUUCGGAAGCAGUUUAAUAAGUGGGUAAUAAUUCUGUCUAUUGUUUCUAAUACAUACUGUGUCCUAAAUCAGUGGGUUAAGUGAUGUCCUGGAAGCCUGUUGUCUUACUGUGGAAAAUGUAGAUGGCUUUUGAGACCUUCACCCACUGUAUUGCUUAUGAUAACCUCUUACUUAUUAGACAAGCAGCAGUAUGGAAGAUUAAAAAGACUGCAGUUAUCCAAGUGGAUAUGUAUAUGUGUGUGUGUGCAUAGGUGUAUGUGUCUGUUUGUGUCGGUGUGUUUACAUACAUGUAUUUAUGUUUAUAACAACUUACAUGUAGAUAAGAUUAUCCCCAGAAGGAUCAAGGCUCAAGGCAACUUGAGUCACUACACGCACCAAGAAAAUACUGAUACAUAUACUAUAUAUUAUAUAAAAUAGGAAAUCAAAAAUAAAGUAUUUAUUAUAUUUUAAUUGUUUAUAUAGGUAUUGAUGUGCACAUUGGGUUUAGGAGACAGUUUUGAAGUGAGAGGACCCAUGUUAUCAUACCCCCUAAAUUGAAUAAUUCAGUGUAAAACAAUUGUAGUCCUUAUUUUGAUUAGGCUGUCAUUGCACAUAUCCACUUUGAAGAUGGAGUGAUAAAGGAACAGUAUUACUUGCUCUAUCAGGCUAAUGUAGUUCUAGGUAUUGGUGAAAUGUUAUUAAAAAUAUUUGUAGUAGCACAAAGUCAAUACACAUUGCUCCUUUUCUUUGAGAAGGAAGUGAUAGCAAUUGAAUACUUCAUUUUAUGAUAAUAUAAAUCUCAGAUUACAGGGAAAUGUAUAUAUAUUUUUUUUUCUGGGGAAGGCCCCCAUUGCCUCCUGCUAUAAUAGUUCCCUCCUGACCUAAAAUUUUGGCUUGCCUGACUCCCCUGUCUGUUCAUGAGUCCAAAUAUCUUACAGUCCCAGCUUUUUUAGGACCCCCUACUUGCAACACAGCACAGAAAUAAGAAAUUCACAAACAGCAAAACGAAAAUCAAUAUUUUGAAAUAAAACUUUUUCAAUAGGGAGAUCAUAUCUUGAGCUAUUUAUAUCCUUCAUUAAACUGACUGGGCAUUGUGAACAAUAAUGAACAAAAGUAAGUAAUUAAAUGCAUGUAUAGUGUCAGUUAGAAAUUGAAAACAUUAUACACCUACAUGUGAAUCGACUCUUACCUAAGACAAAUUAUCUGUAAGCAGUCUCCAUAAAAGUAUAUGAUUAUUUUGGUAGACUAAUGUUAAUGUCAGUCAUAUAAAUACUCAUUUGGUGCUUUUUUCUCUCAUUUCUUUUCUUUCUUCUUCUCUUCUUAACUCCCCCCAUCCUUCCUUCUUCUUCAAAAGUGGAGGCAUCAUUUCAGGAUCAUUGUGAAACUAACAGGACCUAUCCCUCACCCCCAGAAUUAACCAGUGGUAGAAAAUAAUUAUACAAAUGAAACAUGAUUGUAGUAAGGAUAAGUCUGUUAAGAAGCAGAUUUAAAUACAUUAUAAUAGAAACAGUAGACAUACAAUAUAUAUGUAUGUGUCUGUGUCCGUGUGUGUACAUACGUACGUAUGUGUGCCUGUGUGUGCGUGUGCGUGUACGUGUGCAUGUGCAUGUGCAUGCGUGUGUGUGUGUGUGUGUGUGUGUGUGUGUGUGUGUGUGUGUGUGUGUGUGUGUGUGUGUGUGUGUGUGUGUGUGUGUGUGUGUGUGUGUGUGUGUGUGUGUGCACAUGCACAUGUGAGCCCUAUGCAUGGGUAUUCAACAUAGAGGCUAGACUUAGAUAUGCAUAUGUGCAGUAGAACUAGGAGAGAUAGUUAUGCAUUUUCUAAUAUUUAGCUAGAAAAGAUCAAUAUUUUUGUUAACAUUUAGAUUCAUGGCAAUGUAUUAUGAGACAUUAAUAAAUCAGUGCCAUUUAUGAAAGUAUAGAGUUGAUUUGAUACAAUCCAGAGGAUUUUGCUUCAGUAGUAAGAUUUGAGAGUGAUGAAGUUAAGAUUAACUAGUUAACAUAUAAUGUCUCGGCUUGCUGCCUGCCCUGGCAUCAUAUCCCAGGAUGAAAGAAUGUCUGUCAUAAAAGUAAUGCCUCUUAUUAAUAUACAUAAUAGUAACAUGAUAAUAACAUAAUGUGUUGACCGUAUUCAAAGCAGCAUAAAACCUAAAAUAUUUGUAAAUAAUGUGGCUUUGCACAUCAAAGGUAACGGAAU